UGGCCAGUCUGGGAUGUCUGGGGUGGUGAGUUUGUUGGGCCCCCACCACAGGAGAUGGUGGUCUCACCAGAUCUCACCACCACCACCUUAUUUCUUGCAAAGUUGUCAGUAUAGAGUCCUGCCAUGGGAAGGUUUGUGACCAAAAAGGAUGAGGGUUUAGGCUCUUGCUGGUGUUUAUGUGGGUGGCACAGCAUUUCAAGUCCUUGGAGCAUUUACCCCUACCCACUUGCUGGCUUGAGCCAAUCUGUCCUUUCCAAACAAAUUGGAGACAUGCUCCCCCUCUGUCCCAGGGAGUGUGGGUGUGCUGAGCUCUGUCAGGAUGUGAACAGGGUCUGUCCUUGGGGAAUCUCAAAUGCAGUCAGCACUUAACAGCCCCCUGACCCAGCCUGCCCUCUUCAAACUUCUACCAAAUGCUUCUGGGCCAUAGGAAUGCUGCUGCAACCCACAAUCCUGCUUCUGGUAGUGUGGUCUCCAUUUUGUACACUUUGUGAUUUGUCCAGCUCUGAAUCUAAUAAAGUAUGUAGAAUGGAGAAGGCUGCCUGCGCUGCUUUUUGGGACUGGUGCUGCAAGAGCCUGAGCUGUGCCACAAUGUCUUGGGGCUUGCUUGUGCUGCUUCCCCAGGCCUGGGCUGCUUGGGGGCUGGUAGGUGAAAAGGACAAGUGAUGUUUUUGUUUCCAGUUGUUCCAGUCCUGCAGCUCCCUGGAGGAAAGAGGAUGCUCUGGGCUUUUCUUGGGGCUGCAGCUGGGAGGAACUGAACUUGCCCGGAGUGUGUCCCAGCCCCCUGUAAGUCAGGCUCCUGUGCCCCAGCCAGGCUUAAGAGAAUCGAUCAUCUUUCCUUGUGUGCACUUGAAAAAAUCUCAAAAGCCAUUUUCCCUUUUAACUUGUUUUUUUGCGGUGGGGGCCAAGGUGGGUGCUGUGUGGGGUAGCUGAAGGAAUCAGCAACUGCUGAGCAGCUGGACCUGGCCCUUGGCUCAGCCCCUCUGAUUUCAGUCUGUGAGCAGGUGCAGGCGUCCAAGUGGUCAUUCCCCAUUGGUGGAUGAAAAAAUUCAGACCCAAACCCCAGCCUGCCGUAUCUUGACUGUGGUUUAAAAGCAGAAACUCUGUUUUUAAAAGAGAGAAGAAAACAAUUCCAAGUCCUCCCAUAGCCUUUUUCCGUAGAAAACAGCGAGCAGAGGCUGAGCGGGUUUCGGGCUCUCUGCGAUCUGCACGUGGCCCGGGAAGCCCAACUCCUGGCCCCGUUGUGCGCAGGCGCAGUCGGGCCCGGACUACAUCUCCCGGCCGCCCCCGCGCCAUGGCAGCCUCCCGCCUCCUUCCCGGCAGCGCCCGGCGUCCUUUCCGGCUUCGAGCGGCGGCGGCGGCGGCUCCGCGGGGCGGGCUGGCCCCGCUAUGGCGUCCUGCGCCGACAUCCUCCGGUCCGAGUUCCCCGACUUGGACGGCGAGCUCUUCGCUUACGUGACGGGGAUCCUGCAUGGCAGCGGGGCGGACUUCGAGUCGGUGGACGAGCUGGAAGAGGCGGUGGGCGAACUGCUGCGGGAGGUGUCGCAGGACACCAAGGACGACGGCGCCAUCAGGGAGAUCUGCCAGCGCCUCUUCAACACCCUGCAGCUGGACGAGGGCCAAGGCCAGCGCUGCAGCCAGGUGCUGCUGGAUGCUCCCAUCCAGCUUUCCCAGAUGACUGAUGGAUAUGGUGAUGCCAGUGCAGAUCUGCUGCCAGGGCUGUUGCUGAAGAGAGGCCAGACCUCGAUGGUGAAUGCCAAGAAACUGGAGAAGGCAGAAGCCAGGCUGAAAGCCAAGCAGGACAAGAGGCUGGAGCGGGAUUCCCUGAAGUCAUCUGGCCCUGUAGUCCUUGAGGAGGCAUCUGCCAGCCAAGCUUCCAGCAAGAAGGAGACUCGCAUGGAGUCAUCAGGCAAGAACAAGUCGUAUGAUGUGCACAUCGAGAACUUUGAUGUGUCCUUCGGUGAGCGUGUCCUGCUGACGGGAGCAGACCUGAACCUGGCUUUUGGACGGCGGUAUGGGCUGGUGGGCAGGAACGGGCUGGGGAAGACCACGCUGCUGAAGAUGAUCGCCAGCCAGAGCCUGCGCAUCCCCUCACACAUCAGCAUCCUGCAUGUGGAGCAGGAGGUGGCAGGGGAUGACACACCAGCACUGCAGAGUGUGCUGGAGUGUGACACCACUCGUGAGAGCCUGCUGCGGGAGGAGAGGGACCUGACAGCCAAGAUCAGUGCUGGCAGGGGAGAAGGGACAGAAGGUGCCAGACUAUCCGAGAUCUACGCUAAGCUGGAGGAGAUUGAGGCAGACAAGGCCCCAGCAAGGGCAUCCGUCAUUCUUGCUGGGCUGGGCUUUAAUGCAAAGAUGCAACAACAGACAACCAAAGAGUUUUCUGGAGGUUGGAGAAUGAGACUAGCCUUAGCCAGAGCCCUCUUUGCCAGGCCAGAUCUCCUUCUGCUGGAUGAACCAACGAACAUGCUGGAUGUGAGGGCCAUUUUGUGGCUGGAGAGCUACCUACAGACCUGGCAGUCUACCAUCCUCGUGGUGUCCCACGACAGGAACUUCCUGAAUGCGGUGGCAACAGACAUCAUCCACCUGCACUCACAGCGGCUGGACAUGUACCGUGGGGACUUUGAGAACUUCAUCAAAACCAAGGAGGAGCGCCUGAAGAACCAGCAGCGAGAGUAUGAAGCCCAGCAGCAGUACCGUGAGCACAUCCAGGUUUUCAUUGACCGCUUUCGCUACAAUGCCAACCGGGCAUCCCAAGUCCAGAGCAAGAUCAAGCUGUUGGAGAAGCUGCCAGUGCUGAAACCUGUGGACAAGGAAUCUGAAGUGAUCAUCAGGUUCCCUGAUGGCUUUGAGAAGUUCUCUCCGCCGAUCCUGCAGCUGGAUGAAGUAGACUUCUAUUAUGAGCCAAGUCACUACAUCUUUCAUUCCCUCUCUGUCUCUGCUGACCUGGAGUCCCGCAUUUGUGUGGUUGGGGAAAACGGAGCUGGCAAGUCAACCAUGCUAAAGAUCUUAAUGGGGGAGCUGGCACCAGUCAGAGGGAUCAGACAUGCUCACAGAAACCUAAAGAUCGGUUAUUUCAGCCAGCACCAUGUGGAUCAACUAGACUUGAAUAUCAGUGCUGUAGAGUUACUGGCAAGAAAGUUCCCAGGGAAGACGGAGGAGGAGUACCGGCAUCAGCUGGGGAGGUACGGCGUCUCUGGAGAGCUGGCCGUGCGUCCUGUGGCCAGCCUGUCCGGAGGUCAGAAGAGUCGUGUGGCCUUUGCCCAGAUGACUAUGCCCUGUCCAAACUUCUACAUCUUGGAUGAGCCAACAAAUCACUUGGACAUGGAGACCAUUGAGGCACUGGCAAAGGCACUGAAUAAGUUCCGGGGUGGUAUAAUUCUGGUGUCCCAUGAUGAACGCUUCAUCCGCCUGGUGUGCCACGAGCUGUGGGUGUGUGAGAACGCCACCGUGACACACAUCGAGGGUGGCUUUGACCAGUACAGAGACAUCCUGAAGGAGCAGUUCCGGAAGGAGGGUUUCCUAUAAGGGAAGUGGAAGCUGGACUGCGCCAGGGGCUGGAGGGCAAAGCUCAGCCACCUCGGCUUCCAUCCCAACUGUGCCUGGCAGAGCGCUGAGGACGCUGCUGCCCACGUGGACUGUCAGCCAUGCCAUCAAACUGCCACCUGAACUGCUCUCCCCUCCUGGGGCCAGGUGGAAGGACAGCGUGGGAGCAGGAGCCUGGUGUAUGUGGCCAGGGGCACGCCGGGGGCUCCGUCACUGGCCGGGGCUGUGCCUGGCACUGGGCACACUGGGAAGGCUGUGCCUGGAGUUGCUGUUGUGCCAAGAGGAGGGAAGGCAGAGCAUCCUGACUGUUGGUUUAAGUCUGUGCUCUGCAGGGCAGAAGAGCUGUUCUCAGUGUCUCUUUGCUUCACCCUCUGCCUUUUUCUUUGUUUUUGUUUGUUUGUUUGUUUGUUUGUUUGUUUGUUUUUAACUGCCUGAGCACUAGUCUGGCUCCAUCACAUGCCACUGUCCUCCCUGCUGCCUUAGAGGGAAGCAGAGGCAUUUGCUGCUAAAAGUGACCCCUGCCUCUUUCCCAGCCCCCCAUGCUGGGGCUUGCUUAUGUCUGUAGUGCCGAAGGAGCCAGAGCCCAGUUCUCCUGGGCAUGCUCCCUGCUCCUCUCCUUGUGCUGCUGCUGGUACCACCUCGCUGCCUGCCUUGCCUUUGAACUGGCCCUGGGGUGGGCUGCCCAGCAUCCCUCCCUGCCCACCCACACAGAAGUUGUGGUGUAAAUAAACCCAGGACACAGUGGG
Messenger RNA from Cinclus cinclus, 4289 nucleotides. It is a transcript of the gene ABCF3, whose product is annotated as ATP binding cassette subfamily F member 3. The coding region runs from base 1387 to 3525 and encodes 712 amino acids. Gene Ontology annotation, molecular function: ATP binding; ATP hydrolysis activity. Lineage: Eukaryota; Metazoa; Chordata; Aves; Passeriformes; Cinclidae. The transcript has 21 exons. The record is from RefSeq and is a predicted model, not a curated record.